Messenger RNA from Ochlerotatus camptorhynchus, 664 nucleotides. It is a transcript of the gene RPA3, whose product is annotated as Replication protein A3. Bases 145 to 492 code for a protein of 115 amino acids. The record is from RefSeq and is a predicted model, not a curated record. The transcript has 2 exons. Gene Ontology annotation, molecular function: single-stranded DNA binding; damaged DNA binding. Gene Ontology annotation, biological process: double-strand break repair via homologous recombination; mismatch repair; base-excision repair. NCBI's taxonomy places the organism in Eukaryota, Metazoa, Arthropoda, Insecta, Diptera, Culicidae. Gene Ontology annotation, cellular component: DNA replication factor A complex; site of double-strand break; nucleus.
UUUACUAAACAAAAAACAAUCAGUGGUAGCGUGGAAAAUUCAAGAGUUUUCUUGAGUUUCUUGUUAAUUCUCGUGGUUUUUUGUUUGAUUAGAAUUGAAUUUCCUUAUUCAGUAGCUCACAGAACAUAAUCAAUCAAUAAAGCAAUGAGUUUCGAACCGAGAUCGAUAGUAAAUGGUGCCCUGCUUAAACGCCAUUCAGGUCAAUCGGUAAGCAUCCAUCUGUUUGUGGAACGAGCGGAUAAAGAUGGUCGUAGCUUCACGGGAAAAUCUACCGACGAAAUGCCAAUCCAGGUAAUGCUGAGUGAUCCACUGAACAGCUUGCUUCACGGUUGGGUUGAGGUCAUCGGAAUGGCCGGUUCGAAUGAUAGCGUUCGAUGCAAAGAGAUUAUCACCUAUCAAGCAAUUGACGGUGAGCAGGAUUUCGACACGAAUGGACAUAACAUGCUGUGCAACUUCCUAGCCAACUGUCGGGACAUGUACCGUAUGGGAUAGUUUCAUUAAAAGUCGUAAGUUAUUAUUAAACCCCUUUAUUAUGCGUACAAAUAUAUGUCAAUAAGCUGUAAUAAUUAGAGCUGCUGCAAGUCUUGUAGAUGUUUCCGAAAGCCAGCGGUCAAAGCAAGGUGUUUGGGGUUAAUUUGCGAGUCGGUCAUACAAGCAAACCUUA